Jatropha curcas is the source of this 1026-nucleotide messenger RNA. The record is from RefSeq and is a predicted model, not a curated record. Lineage: Eukaryota; Viridiplantae; Streptophyta; Magnoliopsida; Malpighiales; Euphorbiaceae.
UUCUCUCUCUCUCUCUCUCUCUCUCAUUCUCUCUCUCUCUCAUUUCCAGUAUUUAUUAUUCCACUUUAAAAAUCAUCUUCUAUACUAUACAGUUCCCUUUUAGCAAUGUCAGAAGAAAGUACUAGCUCCAACUCCUCUUCAUCUCCGCUACCAUCACCAUCUUUGCCCACAACCGCCGCCGUGGGCACUGCCAUUAGCAAGUCCAAAAUUAUUCAAGAACCAGUAGAAAAAAAAGCACCGAAAAGAAAAAAAGCACCGAAAAGAGCAAGAGAUAACAGUAGCAAACACCCAGUCUAUAGAGGCGUUAGGAUGCGAAGUUGGGGUAAAUGGGUAUCGGAAAUCCGUGAACCGAGAAAGAAAUCACGUAUUUGGCUUGGGACAUUCCCCACGGCGGAAAUGGCGGCCCGUGCUCAUGAUGUCGCCGCUAUGAGUAUUAAAGGUAAUGCUGCCAUUCUUAAUUUUCCAGAAAUCGUUGACUCACUGCCUCGGCCAGUUUCAUUAAUGCCGCGAGAUAUUCAAGCAGCCGCCGCCAAAGCUGCUUCAAUGGUUGAAUUCAACUCAUUAUCAUCGUCAUCUUCUUCGUCUUCGCUGCUGUCGGAAUCGUCAUCAUCAUCGUCGUCGUCUUCGGUGUCUGUGUCCGAUGAUGUUUCAGAAUCUGAAGAAUUGAGUGAAAUUGUCGAGUUGCCGAAUAUAGAAGGGAGUUUUGACUCGGCCGAAUCCGUGACUGAGUUUAUAUUGUUUGAUUCCGUUGAUGGGUGGGUUUAUCCACCACCGCAGGACAUGUGUGGAGAAUUUUCUGAUCAGUUAAUGGGAUUAGAAAGUCUGAUUUCCAGCAACUUUGGAGCUUCGGUUUGGGAUUAAAUGCUAAAUGGGUGUGUUUUUUACUUUUUAAUUUUAAUUUUUGUCCAUUAUUAGGUUAAUCAUAGUGAUUUUAGCUUUUAACUAGAUGCCAAAUGUUGAGCUACUUUUGCUGACAUGUGACUUCUGCUGCUGUAAUAUACUGUUCACCAGUAGCUUUUCUUUGUC